UGCAAUCGGAAACAUUUAAAUAACUAUGUACGUUUUUUUUUGUAUUAUAUUCUGUAUUUUUAAGACACUUUUGUAGCUCCAUAGAAGCUACAAAAAACUCAAAUUUGAACCUUCAACUCGUACCAGCACAUUUUCUCCACUCGUGCAUAAUGACGCCUAUAAAGUGUUUAAAGAUUUAAGUGUUUAGCUCAUGAUCUCUGUAAAUCCAGCAGAUUUGUGAUGACAUGGUGGGAUGAGAGAGAGAGAGAGAGAGAGAGAAAGAGAGAGAGAGAGAGACAGACGGAAGAUGAUGUCAGUAUUUAAAACUUUAAGCACCCAGAUCAUCUCAAUCGACCUCUUCUCUCUUAGUGUCGCGUCUGAUUUGAAAGCAGAGGAAAUGAUUUCAGACGGGAUGUUUUAAGGUUUCUGUUGGUCUGGUUUACUGGAUGUUUGUAGGAAUGCAUCCGCUCUGAGCGAUGAGCAUGUUGAACCACCUCAGGGCUCGGAGCAGGAGUCUGUUCUGCAGCUACAAGCCCGGCGGACAGAUCCACCAGGUCCAGGAACCGAUCGAUCACCUGGACCUGAUCAGCUCCUUCAUCAAGCCAUGGAACUCCAUGCAGGACCUGAGCAGAGACAUCUACGACCUUUAUGCCGAGUACGAGCGCGAAGAGGUGGAGGACCGGCUGCCGGUGUCGCCGUCUCGCGUCCUGAUGUCUCCAACCAAACACCUGACCCUCAACAUCAACGUUGGAGGAACGAUUUACCUCCUGCCGUACAGAUUAGCCGCUCGCUACCCAAAGACCCGGAUCGGCCGUCUGGCCACGUACACGGACCACAGCAAGAAGCUGGACCUCUGUGACGAUUACAUCGUCCAGAGCAACGAGUUCUUCUUUGAUCGAGACCCAAAAGUUUUCCACAACAUCUUCAACUUCUACAGAACCGGAGUGCUGUGCAUUAAGGAGGAGUUGUGUCCGCAUCACUUCCUGGAGGAGAUCCACUACUGGGGCGUGAGGAUCAAAUACACGCAUCGCUGCUGCCGCAUCUCGUUUGAGGAGCGGCAAGACGAGCUGAACGAGCAGCUGAAGGUCCAGAAGGAGCUGCUGGCCGAGGUGGGUCCAACAGAACCUCCUCGAACUGCAACAGCUGGCAGCAGCUGCACUGCRAAAACACAAAGCUACCAACAGUUUUUGGUCUACAUCACCUUCUUCACCCUGGAGUACCUGCUGCGGCUGGUCUCCACGCCGGACCUGAAGAGCUACAUGCGCAGCGUCCUGAACACGGUGGACCUGGUCGCCAUCCUGCCGCACUACCUGCAGAUGCUGCUGGAGUGCUUCGAGGACGAGGACGUCCACCGCCAUGCCGGGGACAUCGAGACCGUCGCACGCGUCGGCAAGGUGGGUCAAGUUCUGAGGAUCAUGCGUCUGAUGAGAAUCUUCAGGAUCCUGAAGUUGGCCCGUCACUCCACUGGGUUAAGAGCGUUUGGGUUUACGCUGAGGCAGUGCUACCAGCAGGUGGGCUGUCUGCUGCUCUUCAUCGGCAUGGGGAUCUUCAUGUUCUCCGCCAUGGUGUACAGCGUGGAGCACGACGUCUACAACACCAACUUCACCUCCAUGCCUCACGCCUGGUGGUGGGCCGCGGUGAGCAUCUCCACGGUGGGAUACGGCGACAUGCUCCCAGAAACCAACCUGGGCCGCGUCUUCGCCUUCGCCUGCAUCUCGUUCGGCGUCAUCCUGAACGGCAUGCCCAUCUCCAUCCUCUACAACAAGUUCUCCGACUACUACACCAAGCUCAAGUCCCACGAGUUCGCCAUGGUCAGCAGGGCGCGGGGGAAGGUCCGCUUCAUCAAGAGGGCCGCCAAGCGCUUCGCCGACUGCUGCGACGACGUCGCUCAGCUGAAGCAACCAGGAGGGCGGCGGUUGUUGGUCGCCAACGACUAAACUCCAAAAACUGAGCCUCCAUCCAUCAGCUGUACCYRCCUGUCGUACCCUGGAGGAAACAAACGCACACAGACAACCAAAACACUGUAAAUUCAGCUWUGUUGCUGCAGCGGCAUUGAGCUGGACUGUUAUGGAGCGCCAWUAGAGUCUAAAAUUAACACCAAUAAUUUAGAUUUUUCAGCCUGUAAUAACAGAAAAACAUGGUUGGCCAUUUUUCAAAGGCAUAUUGUCACUAAAUAUUUAGUUUGAAGCUAAAUAUGUAAACUAAAUAUGUAGCUCAAACUAAAUAUUUAGCUUGCUAACAAAAUGGUUAGCUCAAAGCUAAAUAAUUAGUCUCAAAACAACUAAUUAGGUUAGAAUUAAUAUUUAGCAUUUAACUAAUUAGACUGAUAAGUAUUUAUUUCCAAGAAAGAAUAAUUAGUAAUCAAAAUAUUGUCUUUGACGCUAAGAAUUGAGUUUGAAGCUAAAUACGUAGUUUGAAGCUCUGGAUGUUGUAAAUUAGUGCUUAUGGUGAAAUUAUGACUUUGAAAAUGAAUCAGGACUAAAGGGCUAAAUAACCCAAAUUAUUGCUGUCAAGUUUUGACUGUAAAUUUAAAAACGCUCCACAAUUCUUGAAGAGUUUUUGGAUUUUUCCACCUGGAUGUUGGAAAUGUUUUGACUACAGGACUUCAUUUCUGUUUGGGUCAGACAAAAGCAAUACUGGACACAUUCUAGAAAAACCUUUGAUGUAGCAUAUUAACUAAUAAUGUUCUGUUUUUCUGUAUGUAAAUGAAAGUAACAUUAUAAACAGACAGAAAAUAUAACUUCUACAAAAUCUUUAGUCCUUUUCAUUGUUUUAGAUAAACUUCACUGUGGAUUUGUGGCACACAUUUCUGCAUUUAAAUAUAGAAUCUGCCAAAAUAAAAA
Molecule: messenger RNA, 2822 nt
Organism: Poecilia reticulata (guppy)
Lineage: Eukaryota; Metazoa; Chordata; Actinopteri; Cyprinodontiformes; Poeciliidae
Source: RefSeq, a predicted model, not a curated record